Molecule: messenger RNA, 9268 nt
Organism: Sceloporus undulatus (fence lizard)
Lineage: Eukaryota; Metazoa; Chordata; Lepidosauria; Squamata; Phrynosomatidae
Gene: ROBO2
Product: roundabout guidance receptor 2
Exons: 30
Coding region: 626-5170 (1514 amino acids)
Biological process (GO): axon guidance; cell-cell adhesion
Cellular component (GO): axon; plasma membrane
Molecular function (GO): protein binding
Source: RefSeq, a predicted model, not a curated record
GGCGUCCCCCCUCCUCCUGGGCUGCCUGGGGGGGCUCCUUGGGGGCCAGGGUUGGGGCGAAGGGGGGCCCGGGAGGGGCUGCCCAAAAUGUCCCCUCAGGGAACAAGGGCAGCUUGAAGUGAUUUGGGGGAAGGAGGAGGAGAAGCAAGAGCAGCAGCCAAAGACGAGGAGGAGGAGGAGGACUUCUUGAAGCCAAGCCUUGGCUUUGCCUCCCUCCUUCCCCGCUUCUUUCUUCUCCUUCUGGCCCCUUUCAACUUUGAGGCCGGAGGAGGGAAGGCUCUCCUUGGGAUUGCGACGGAGGGAGACGGGGAGCCUCGCCUGGCCUCCGGGGCUGGAGUCUUGGGGGUGUUUUCGUCUUGUUUUUCGGAAGGGGAGCCUCCCUCCCUCCCUCCCUCUGCUUCCCUCUCCCUGGCCCUUCCCUCCUUUUUCACGUCGGAGCUGCAAGGGUCCCAGCCCGGCUCCUUCUGCUUCUGCUUCACAGCCUUCGCUCCUUGGAAAGGGAGAAGAAGAAGAAGAAGAACAAGACAAGAGAAAGCGAGCCUCAACUUUUGGACUUUGGGGACUUGCCCUGUUUCUUUGCUCCUUUCCCCCUCAGCAUUGGAUUGCCUUGGACUAGGAUGCUAAAAUGGGGCUGCUGACGCCCCUCCUGCUCUUGGGCCUGGUGCAUUUGCAGGUGGAGGGAUCUCGCCUUCGUCAGGAAGACUUUCCACCAAGAAUUGUUGAGCAUCCAUCAGAUGUAAUUGUUUCUAAAGGGGAGCCAACGACGUUGAACUGCAAGGCUGAAGGAAGACCAACUCCCACUAUUGAGUGGUACAAAGAUGGAGAGCGUGUGGAGACUGACAAAGAUGAUCCUCGCUCACACCGCAUGCUGCUCCCUAGCGGAUCUUUAUUUUUCCUACGAAUUGUACAUGGACGCAGGAGUAAACCAGAUGAAGGAAGUUAUGUUUGUGUUGCAAGGAACUAUCUGGGAGAAGCUGUGAGUCGUAAUGCUUCUCUGGAAGUAGCACUACUACGAGAUGAUUUCCGGCAGAACCCUACAGAUGUUGUUGUGGCAGCAGGUGAACCAGCCAUUUUGGAGUGCCAGCCUCCGCGAGGACAUCCUGAACCCACUAUCUAUUGGAAAAAAGACAAAAUCCAAAUUGAUGACAGAGAAGAGAGAAUCAGUAUACGAGGUGGCAAGCUUAUGAUUUCAAACACAAGAAAGAGUGAUGCUGGAAUGUACACAUGUGUUGGCACCAAUAUGGUUGGAGAGAGGGACAGUGAUCCAGCAGAACUGACUGUCUUUGAACGACCAACAUUUCUCAGGAGACCAAUCAAUCAGGUGGUUUUGGAGGAAGAAGUUGUAGAACUGAGAUGCCAAGUUCAAGGAGACCCCCAGCCAACAGUGCGUUGGAAGAAAGAUGACAAUGACUUGCCAAGGGGAAGAUAUGACAUCAAAGAUGACUAUACGUUGCGUAUUAAAAAGGCCAUGAGUACAGAUGAGGGGACCUAUACAUGCAUAGCUGAAAACAGAGUUGGAAAAGUUGAAGCAUCUGCUACUCUCACAGUUCGAGCUCGCCCUGUUGCACCUCCACAGUUUGUGGUCAGGCCACGUGAUCAGAUUGUUGCCCAGGGCCGAACAGUGACCUUUCCAUGUGAAACUAAGGGAAAUCCCCAGCCAGCUGUGUUUUGGCAAAAAGAAGGCAGCCAGAAUCUACUUUUUCCAAACCAGCCUCUUCAGCCCAACACCAGAUAUUCUGUAUCACCAACAGGGGAUCUCACUAUUACCAAUAUUCAGCGAUCCGAUGCAGGCUAUUACAUCUGCCAAGCACUCACUGUCGCUGGAAGCAUAUUAGCAAAGGCACAAUUGGAAGUUACAGAUGUUUUAACAGAUAGGCCCCCGCCCAUCAUUCUUCAGGGACCUGUAAACCAGACAUUGGCAAUAGAUGGAACAGCUUUAUUGAAGUGCAAGGCCACUGGUGAGCCAAUGCCUGUUAUCAGCUGGUUAAAAGAAGGAUUCACUUUUCUGGGCAGAGAUCCAAGGACAUCCAUUCAGGACCAAGGAACGUUGCAAAUUAAACCUUUACGGAUGUCUGACACUGGCACAUAUACAUGUGUUGUCACGAGUUCAAGUGGAGAAACAUCCUGGAGUGCUGUACUAGAAGUAACAGAAUCUGGGGGUGCAGCAGUCAGUAGAAACUAUGACUUAAAUGACCUCCCUGGGCCACCAUCCAAGCCUCAGGUCACAGAUGUCACGAAAAACAGUGUUACCUUGUCUUGGCAGCCUGGCACCCCCGGAAACCUACCAACUAACGCAUAUAUCAUCGAAGCAUUUAGUCAAUCGGUGAGCAAUAGCUGGCAAACAGUUGCUAACCAUGUAAAAACAACACCUUAUACUGUGAGAGGACUCCGUCCAAAUACAAUCUACCUGUUUAUGGUGAGAGCUAUCAACUCACAAGGUUUAAGUGACCCCAGCAGCAUGUCAGACCCUGUCCGAACCCAAGAUAUCAGCCCACCAGCACAAGGUGUGGAUCACAGGCAGGUCCAAAAAGAGCUUGGGGAUGUCAUUGUGAGACUGCAUAAUCCUGUUGUUCUCACCCCUACCACAGUUCAAGUAACCUGGACGGUUGACCGCCAAUCCCAGUUUAUUCAAGGUUAUCGAGUCAUAUAUCGUCAAACAUCAGGCCUACCUUCCCCUUCUGCAUGGCAGACGCUGGAUGUCAAAGUUCCUACAGAGCGCAGUGCUGUCCUAGUCAACUUGAAAAAAGGAGUAACUUAUGAGAUUAAAGUUCGACCUUAUUUCAAUGAAUUUCAAGGGAUGGACAGUGAAUCAAAAUCUGCCCGUACCACUGAAGAAGCUCCAAGUGCUCCUCCACAAUCUGUUACUGUUCUCACAGUUGGAAACCACAACAGUACCAGCAUCAGUAUUUCAUGGGAUCCUCCGCCCCCAGAUCACCAAAAUGGAAUAAUUCAAGAAUAUAAGAUCUGGUGCUUGGGCAAUGAAACAAAAUUUCAUAUUAACAAGACUGUAGAUGCAGCAAUUAGAUCUGUAGUAAUUGGAGGCCUAUAUCCAGGUAUUCAGUACAGAGUAGAGGUUGCAGCAAGUACCAGUGCUGGUGUUGGAGUAAAAAGUGAACCACAACCCAUAAUAAUUGGAGGUCGUAAUGAAGUUGUUAUUACGGAAAACAACAACAGCAUAACAGAGCAAAUCACAGACGUUGUCAAGCAGCCUGCCUUUAUAGCUGGAAUUGGUGGUGCAUGUUGGGUGAUACUCAUGGGUUUCAGCAUCUGGCUGUACUGGCGCAGAAAGAAAAGGAAGGGGCUCAGCAACUAUGCAGUUCAGUCCUUCACCUUCACCCCUGCAGUCACUUUUCAAAGAGGAGAUGGAGGACUUAUGAGCAAUGGAAGUCGACCAGGCCUGUUAAAUGCAGGUGACUCCAGUUAUCCUUGGCUUGCAGAUUCCUGGCCAGCCACCAGCCUUCCGGUAAACAACAGCACCAGUGGACCCAAUGAUCUUGGGAAUUUUGGGCGUGGAGAUGUGCUACCUCCAGUACCAGGCCAAGGAGAUAAAACUGCUACAAUGCUUUCUGAUGGAGCCAUUUAUAGCAGCAUUGACUUCACUACCAAAACUAGUUACAACAGCUCCAGUCAAAUAACACAAGCUACUCCAUAUGCCACGACACAAAUACUACAUUCCAAUAGUAUCCAUGAAUUGGCAGUUGAUUUACCAGACCCCCAGUGGAAAAGUUCAAUCCAACAAAAAAGUGACCUAAUGGGAUUUGGGUACUCUUUACCUGAUCAGAACAAAGGCAACAAUGCAUUACUUUACAUCCCUGACUACCGAUUGGCUGAGGGAUUGUCUAAUAGAAUGCCACACAACCAGUCACAGGAUUUCAGCACCACCAGCUCUCACAACAGCUCAGAAAGAAGUGGCAGCCUCUCAGGUGGAAAAGGAGGGAAGAAAAAGAAAAGCAAAAAUACUUCCAAGCCUCAAAAAAAUAAUGGGUCUACCUGGGCCAGCAUUCCCCUUCCACCCCCGCCAAUACAGCCUCUCCCAGGCACAGAACUAGAACACUAUGGGGUAGAACAGCAAGAAGCAGGAUAUGACAGUGAUGGAUGGUGCCCACCUUUACCAGUCCAGACGUAUUUGCACCAGGGAAUGGAAGAUGAACUUGAAGAAGAAGAUGACAGAGUACCAACACCCCCUGUCCGAGGAGUGGCUUCUUCUCCAGCAAUCUCCUUUGGACAGCAGUCUACUGCAACUCUAACACCCUCUCCAAGGGAGGAGAUGCAACCCAUGCUUCAAGCCCACCUUGAUGAACUGACCAGGGCCUAUCAAUUUGAUAUAGCAAAGCAAGCAUGGCACAGUCAAAGCAAUAGUCAGCCACCUCAGACCCCAGUUCCACCAUUAGGAUAUGUAUCUGGAACUCUAAUAUCAGAUUUGGAAACUGAUAUUCCAGAAGAUGAAGAAGAGGAUGAUAUUGAAGAAGAGGCUAUAGAAAUCACAAGGCCACUGAGAGGAUUAGAGCAUACACCAGGGUCUAGUAUGGACAAUCUAGACAGUUCUGUGACAGGCAAACCAUAUUCCUCUCAGAGGCCUCGGCCAACCAGCCCAUUUUCUACUGACAGCAACACCAGUGCAGCCCAGAAUCAGAGUCAAAGGCCUAGGCCUACCAAAAAACACAAGGGAGGGAGAGUAGAACAACCUCCAUUGCCUCACCGAAGGGAAGGAAUGACAGAUGAUCUACCACCACCACCAGACCCACCCCCUGGUCAGGGUUUAAGGCAGCAGAUAGGCCCUGGGCAACGUGGAGGUUCAACAGAGAGAAAAGGAAGCUCUUUAGAACGGCAGCAUACAUCCACCAUAGAUGAAACAAAGAGCUCUUUGGAUCGUCAAACUAGAACAUCACUAGAGUGGCAGCGACAAACCCAAGAAUGGAUAAGCUCCACAGAACUCCAAGGCCAGCAAAAGCAAGCAUUUGGAUCAGAAGAGGCCCUGGUGCCCUAUAGCAAGCCUAGCUUCCCAUCCCCAGGUGGCCACAGCUCUUCAGGUACAGCAUCUUCUAAAGGAUCAACUGGACCCAGAAAAGGAGAAGUCAUGCGAGGAAGUCAUCAGCGCAACACCAGUGACCUCAUUGAUGUAGGAUAUGUUGGAACAAACAGUCAAGGACAGUUUUCUGGUGAAUUAUAGUAGUUGAACAGAAACAUCUCAAGCUGCUCUCAAUGGCCAUCAAGGUCUGAACUCAUGGAAGUGAUGACACUAAAACAGUGCAAUGAACAUUUUCUUUAUUUAUGUACUUACUAUUAAAAGAACUGUAAAUGCAAUGUAAAGACACACAGCCACACAUAUCCCACCGAUACUCUACCUGUGUUCUUCUCUUUACUACACCUUCCACCUUAAUCUAUUUCUUACCAAGCAUAUAUAAAGAAAAUCACCCUCCAGGAUGAUAUGGAUUUCCCUUGUACAUAAUUUCUUUUUAUUGCAUUGCUAUGCAAGCUCACCUUCUUUUUAGCUAUGUUCAUAAUAUUGUCUGUUCUUAUGGUCUGUUGUAUUAUAUGUGAAUUAAUAGGCUGUGGUGCCAUAUAAUAACUUUUAAUUGUGUAACUUUUUAUGUUUAAAGUUUGCACUGCAAUUUUUUUUUGUUGGUGAUAAGCACAAAACUCUUACUCCUCGUGACAUGAAGAAGAAAAAAGACUGAAUGUGAAAGGAGUCUAUGUACUGUAAGCUAUGUUGGAUAAUGCUGGAUGUAAUGAAUUAUGUUAGGUGGUUUUCCAUUUGGGUGUAGAAUUAGGAGGUUGACUGGCAAAACUGAUGUUAGCAAAGAUUUAUUGGGGCAUCGGGGUGGAAUCCUAUCUUAAAUAUUAAACAACAUAAUGAUUUUACCAUUUAAAAUGGCAGGUGAAAUGAUGGAAGUGUGAGUUUCAAGACCAGAUUAGGAUAUGAAAGCCUUCUCUCUUCUUGGUAUCAAUUUUCAUUUGUUCAACAGAGUUGAACUUGCUACAAAGGAAGGAAUUAGAGGUAUUUCACUAAGGCUGUUUUUUAAAAAUAAAUAAAUAAAUAUAUUACCAUUUUAAAGAAUUACUAUGAUUAGUUUGCUCCUCCUUCCAGGAAACAUGAACCAUAUGAACUAGAGGAAUAUCUAGCAAGAGUUAUAGGUGCAAUUUAUGACAGAGAUAUCCAAGCUGCUUCCAAAAAUGCUAGACUGUAGCCCUAUUCAGGCAUUUUAACACAUAUAGUCUGUUCAUGGGAGAAAGGAGAGUGGACAUAAGUAUCCACCUCUACCAUGGUUUCAUUAACUUCCCCAUGUAGAGGAAGAUGCUCUGUAAUGGAGAUCUUUUUUUCAUCCAUGGAGGCUCUCCACAUGAUUUACGAUCCUGAGGCAGGGGGUUGUGGAUGGCAGAGUAUUUGGGAGCAUCCAUAUAUACAAGAAUCUACACAAAAUAAAGUCUGCAAAAAGGGGGUGGAGGGAACAGAACUAGUAACUUGUGCAAACUCUUCCUUCUCAUCUAUACAGACUACAAGCAUUAAUAUGCCUCAACAGGGCUUAUUUUAGUUCAUUUUUCCAAUACAUGUACAGUACCCAAUGGAAGGUGUAGAGCUGCAUCACUUGAAAUUCAUGACUUGUUUUUACACAGUCUAGACAUAUUUUUGUGUUUUAUUAUCUAAAACUGCCAUAAAAUGAAACCCAGUUCAUUUGUACUUAAAUCAUGUUCAAAUGUUUGAAAAGCAAGCAAUGAUAAACUUGUGCUCAGUUUGAACUUAAUAUCUUUUGCCAAUUCAUGACAUUAUUGAAAAUUGGAUAGAAACAAGGAAAAGAAAACAUAUUUUAUUUUUGAUGAGUAAAUUUCAACCCUCUUCUUCUUCUUAUGAAAACAUGAUGCAUGUUUAUACACUUUUUGAAUAAACCAAACUUUCUGUAAGUGGACAUUAACAAAAAGCAUCUUGUCUCAUCAUUAGUUCUCAUGACUUUCUCCAGCUUCUAUACAGCAUUUUUAGUUUUCUUUCAGAAAUACUGUACCUGUAUCUCAAAUGCAUUAAAUAUUUUAUUUGAAGUUUACAUCACAGAGCUGACGUCAUUUAGUCAUGUCAUUAUUACAGUCUUCCAUAUUUUACAUACAACCAAUCCAUGUUAGUUGCUUUUGUACUUAUUCUCAUGAUAAAAGGCGAACACCUUUACACCACACAAAUAAAUCUACCAAAUAUGUGUUACUUUUUAUUACAUUAUGUUUGGAUUAUUGACAAGGUAGAACAUUUUUAUUACUAAAUCUACAUUGCAAUUUUCAGUUUAUCUCAUUUAUUUGAGAACAGGGCAUUGGUGAACCAAAAAAAGUCCACACAUCAAGAAAAUGAUAUUUUUGAACAUAUGUGUCCAACGAAUUUACAUAAUAUCCCUGCUUAUUAAAAUGCAGGAUAUAGUUAAAGCCAUUGUUUUAUAAAUGUACAGAGACAUUUGACAAAUGUAUAAAUACCAUUUCUUUCCUUUCCUGAAUUUAAUAUGUUAAUAUGAAGAUAGCCACCAUGUUCCAGCAAUAGUGAUCUGAGUUCAUAAACAGGUUUGUGUACACAGAUCUUUAUAAUAAAGGAAUAAUAAACUGCUUCAAAAGAAAAAGAAACUCCAACACCUCCAGCAACCUACCUGAGCUUGGCACAGGAGGCAGAGUCUUCAUACUACAAUAAAAAUUGGAAUGGUGCUGUGAGAAUGAAAUGCUUCAUAGCACCAAUCAGGUGGGAAUAGGACUAUGAUUCAGACUUGAGCCUCUUCUGCCAUUUUAGAUCAUCUGCUGAUCAGUGUUGCAAAAGGCUUCAUUCAGAAACCUGUGAUAACACUGAUGGUUACUGAGACAUUGAGAUUGGGAGAAGAAUAUUCCUUCAGAGGUUUUUCUUUCCCCAGCUGAAAACACUUCUGAGAGUUAUACACAAUUUCUACACUCCAGCCAUACUUGUAUGUGCCUCAGCUUUUUUUGCUCUGAGCUAUUUUAUAAAGAUGGGUUCGUAUUUUUUAAAUAAAAUCCUACAAGGUGACUUAGACUAUGGCAAUCUUUAUUACACAGCAAUCUGUGUGUUUUUUUCUUCUUCAAGAAUCAGGAUAAACAUAGGUUGGCUCAUGGUCUAACAUCAUCAAUGAUAUAUGAGGAUAUCUGCAAGAAAAUCAACUUAUAAGUAGAAAAGAUCAGUAGAGAAAUUAUCACUUGAAGCCAUUCCAGUUAGACAAUGGUUUUGAAUGUAAAGGUGAUUUUCAUGUUGCUCAAAGCUAAGAGAAUUGCAGCCACCUGCAUAGUUGCAUUCAUACUGCUCUGGAUAACAUCAGGGUUUUCCAUUCAUGAGAUAAAUCCACAGAAACUAACCAUGUGAUCAGGCCUAACUAUGCCAAAGUAAAAAAUGGCCAAGCAACUACAUAGGUGGGUUCUGCAACCGUAUUUUUCCACACAGUAUUAAAACAAGACCAUGUAGUUGAUCCAAAAUACAAUAUGUAUGUAGUAGAGUCCUCAUAGGUGUGUUAUACCUCCAGAAUGCAUGGGAUUUCUCAAAUAUUUUAUACGCAGGAAGACUUUAAGGGCAUACUGAAAGAGUUGAAGCUCCAAAUUUACUCUGUACAUGUUUUUGAAAUCAUAAUCUCAUAAAUGUCCUAGAUAUAUUAAUUGUCUCUUAAAAACCUGUGUUACGUUAUGGUAGGACACUUUAUGAUGCAAUUUCUCUUCAAAAUUCAACCUGAGGAAAAGUAGCCAUCCCCAGUUCUUGUGAUGUCUGUCUUAAUAUUUUUAUUUGGCAAUUUUUGUGUCAGUAUUAAACCUGUGCAGUACUACAAUAUCGCUGUCUAUUAUUGGCUACUAUACAAUUGUAUUUAUUGGAUUUUUUUAAAAAAACAACUACAAGAUCCUAUGAAGAAAGUAUUUAAUGUAUAGCAAAUCCCCAUUCUUUUGGAAAGUGAAGCUUUUCUCUUUCUCUCCUUCUCUCUCCCACAGUCUCUCACUUACUCAGUGUACUUCUAAUUAUCACAGAACAUAUUUUUAAAAUGUACUGUAAUUUACCAUUUUUUAAAGAAAACUCUUUUUCCUUUUUUAUAAUUGAAAUAUUUCUUGUGCAUAAUGUGUCUAAAAGAAAGGGAUGUAGUGGCAGCACUUAGAACUGUUUUCUAAUUUUUUUUAUAAAAUUGUUCAUUGACAAUGGUUUGUUGAGUCACAUGCAAGAAGAUUAUGACCUCUUAAUGUGUUUCAUGUGUUAGUGAAGCAAAGUUUAAUGGGCAUAAAGUUGGUUAAUUGUAAUGUUCAGUGUGUAUUGUAUAUUUAC